Molecule: messenger RNA, 979 nt
Organism: Myripristis murdjan (pinecone soldierfish)
Lineage: Eukaryota; Metazoa; Chordata; Actinopteri; Holocentriformes; Holocentridae
Gene: pcgf1
Product: polycomb group ring finger 1
Exons: 9
Coding region: 62-847 (261 amino acids)
Biological process (GO): negative regulation of transcription by RNA polymerase II
Cellular component (GO): PRC1 complex
Molecular function (GO): promoter-specific chromatin binding
Source: RefSeq, a predicted model, not a curated record
CCGCGAGCCUGCUGAAAAAGCCUACUUCCGGAUUACCCGGAAGUAAGCAGAAUUCCCAAAGAUGGCGGAACAAGGUCCGAUGGCCAUAGCGAUGCGGCUACGAAAUCAGCUACAGUCCGUCUACAAACUCGACCCGCUGAGGAACGAGGAGGAGGUCAAGUUGAAGAUCAAGGACCUGAACGAACACAUCGUCUGCUACCUUUGUGCGGGAUACUUCAUCGACGCGACGACGAUUACAGAGUGUUUGCACACCUUCUGCAAAAGCUGUAUCGUGAAAUACCUUCAAACGAGCAAAUACUGUCCCAUGUGCAACAUCAAAAUCCACGAAACGCAGCCUUUACUCAACCUGAAACUGGAUCGAGUCAUGCAAGACAUCGUCUACAAACUGGUGCCUGGACUGCAAGAAAGUGAAGACAAAAGAAUUAAGGAGUUUUAUCAGUCCCGUGGGUUAGAGAGAGUUAUCCAGCCUGCAGGAGACGAUGCGAUGCCUGAUUCGACAGGAUUACCGUACACGAGCUUUGACCAUUCGAAAGCCCAUUUCUACAGAUACGACGAGCAGGUUUCUCUCUGUCUAGAAAGGCAAAGUUCAUCUCUCGCUGGGAAAGACAAAACGAAACUUACUCUUCAGCAGAAGUUUGUCCGCUGCUCGGUGCGAGCGGAGGUGCGACACCUGCGGAAAGUCCUCUGUCAUCGGCUAAACGUGGAGAAACACCAGGUCCAGAUGUUGUUCAAUAACGAGUCCCUGCCCGAUCACAUGACCAUGAAGCGCCUGUGGCUCUCGUACUGGUUUGGCAAGGCUCAGCCGUUAGUCCUUCACUACGCCAUCAAGGACAAAAGGACCAGAUAGGGGCACGUCUUCAGUCGACACACAGCUGUUAAUAUUUUGUACAAUAUAUAUUCUAUUUUAAUAGUGUUUGUGUACAUAUACUUAUUUUCCUUGUUUUGUAUUUUUGAGAAUAAAUUUAAAAUGUGAAAAACA